CCCCAGGACAUUUGACAUGCAUUCACUGGAGACCUCCCUCAUUGACAUCAUGAGAGCCGAAAGCGAUUCCAUUAAAGGUCGUGUAAACUAUUCAUAUCCAGGAUCCGAUAGUUCUCUGCUUAUUAAUGGUCAGUCCUCGCUGUUUCCCAUGGAGGAUGGGUUCCUGGACGAUGGCCGCGGGGACCAGCCCCUGCCCAGCGGCCUGGGCUCGCCGCACUGCUUCCCCCACCAGAACGGGGAGCGGGUGGAGCGCUACUCCCGCAAGGUGUUCGUGGGCGGGCUGCCCCCGGACAUCGACGAAGAUGAGAUCACCGCUAGCUUCCGUCGCUUUGGCCCUUUGAUUGUGGAUUGGCCUCAUAAAGCUGAGAGCAAAUCCUACUUUCCUCCUAAAGGACCCCCUGUCCCCGAGUGCACGGCUCCAGGGAUGGUGGAAGUGAAGCCAUACGUGCUGGAUGACCAGCUCUGUGACGAAUGCCAGGGGGCCCGUUGUGGGGGGAAGUUCGCCCCCUUUUUCUGUGCUAACGUUACCUGUCUGCAGUAUUACUGUGAAUAUUGCUGGGCGGCCAUCCAUUCUCGCGCCGGCAGGGAGUUCCACAAGCCUCUGGUGAAGGAGGGCGGGGACCGGCCCCGGCACAUUUCAUUCCGCUGGAACUAACGCGGUGCCUGACUGAGCCCGUCACGCUGGCUGGUGUCCGGUUAAGUACACUCUCCCGCCCCCUCCUGACUCCUUCCUCUCCCCCCCCCUCCUCCCAGCCUCUCCACACUGGCAUGUUUUCGUAGCAGUGUGUAACCUAACGAUAGUAUAAUGAAAAAGAAUGGCCUAUAUAAUGUAGGUGUUUCGUAGAUUCCUGUACGGCUAGUCUGUAGGAGCUCUUUUUUUUUUCUUUCUUUCUUUUUUUUUCCUUUUUGCUUUGCAUCAUGGUUGGUGUCUGAAGUUCCCAUUCUCUUGGUUUCCCCCCCAGGACCAAGCGAAUCCAAACUUCCCUGCAGCGUUUUUCUUAGAGGAGAAAGAGAAACUUAUUUAACAGAGAAAUGAAACAAUAGAGUAUUUUGGGUUUUUUACCUUAAAUGAUUGUGAAUAAUAGAACAUAUACGAAUACUUUUAUUAAAAAAAUAACCAUGCAACAGUAA
Messenger RNA from Dipodomys ordii (Ord's kangaroo rat), 1131 nucleotides. It is a transcript of the gene Cpeb4, whose product is annotated as cytoplasmic polyadenylation element binding protein 4. Gene Ontology annotation, biological process: negative regulation of cytoplasmic translation. The transcript is spliced from 6 exons. Gene Ontology annotation, cellular component: neuron projection; synapse; cytoplasm. The record is from RefSeq and is a predicted model, not a curated record. NCBI's taxonomy places the organism in Eukaryota, Metazoa, Chordata, Mammalia, Rodentia, Heteromyidae. Bases 17 to 655 code for a protein of 212 amino acids. Gene Ontology annotation, molecular function: mRNA regulatory element binding translation repressor activity; translation factor activity, RNA binding; mRNA 3'-UTR binding.